Molecule: messenger RNA, 4097 nt
Organism: Drosophila eugracilis
Lineage: Eukaryota; Metazoa; Arthropoda; Insecta; Diptera; Drosophilidae
Product: mucin-5AC
Exons: 8
Coding region: 1300-3960 (886 amino acids)
Biological process (GO): protein dephosphorylation
Cellular component (GO): protein phosphatase type 2A complex
Molecular function (GO): calcium ion binding; protein phosphatase regulator activity
Source: RefSeq, a predicted model, not a curated record
UUAUUUUCGAAUAAAUAGUACAAAGUUGAAGAAGCAGCAGCCGCAGUCGCAAACGCAAACGCAGCUCCCGGUUUCAUCUCAUCCCAUCGCAACCCCACGUAAAAACGGCGAAAUAGUACAACCGACAGCAGCGGUCAAGAUAGUAGCAAAACUAAUUAAAUUUGCGACUUAGUUGCUUAUUGAAUAACUAUAGUAAACAUUGUUUGCCCAAAUUUGCCAUUUUGAACUCUUGGAAAUUCGACGAAAACAAAAAAGGGCUUAUCAUAAUGGUUCUUAAAAUACUGUGACAGCUCAUUGUUUAAUCGUAGGUCAGUUUGGUACAGGGACUUAUGAGUUUGAUAAACUCUAAUGAUAUUUAUUUCAGAGAAAUCCCAUUGACGCAUUUAAAAAAAAAUGAUUCAAUUAAUAACCAAAUAGUUCGGAAAUUUUAUAAUAAAGACUAAAUGAUCUGAAAAACAAAAUUCAAAACUAUAAUCUACAGUUUAGAUCAAUUAAACUAGUAACUUAAAGAAAUGGAAGAACACGUUUAUUUCAAAAGCAAACGUCAACAAAAUGUCAGUGCAGUAGUUAGCGCUAUUAUUUUGACCGCACUUGUCCAUUUCUUACGCAUGCACAGUGGGUCUUUGUUUAUUGUUGACCCGUCAAAAUUAAUUCAAUUAAUUCAAUUGAUUAAUUGUUUGUUUUUGCACAAACAUAACCAGCUGGAAUGUCGAGAUGAUUCAACGUGUCACGAUAAUCGUUCACGUUUUCGGCGCCAAAGGUGUCAGGCCAUUAAUUAAGCCCACGAUAUGAUAAUUGAUCUUGGCAGUUGAUCAUCCAUUUUUUUUGUGCUUUUAAUGGUUUUGCGACCACUGUGCCCGCCGUGUACGCGUCUUACGUAUCUGCUCGAUAUUCCGCUGAUGCGAUGCCUGGUCCCAAAUCCGUAUCCGUAUAUUUUCGUGUGGUGCGUCUGUGUUUCGAAUGUGUUUGGCUGUAUGUUUCGGAUUCGGCGUCUGAAAUAAACGAAAUAGGAAAUUUUGGUAUUUUCUUUAUAUAAAUAGAUUUCGCCAUACGCAGUCUACGGAGGAAAAUGUUGAAAACGGUGAAAAUGUGAAAAGUGAAUGAAACGCAUGUGUAUCUCUCGCAGUGCCAAACGACGCAACAAAGCCGGGCAAAUUAAAUAAAAACUCAAUUAAGAUUUCAAUAAAUUAUUGAAAUAAAAAUGUGAGCAGUGAAAAUGUGAAUAUCCAAACAGAGAGCAAAGAGAGUGACGCGAAAAACCCGAAACAAAAUACACAUUUUCCGAGAUACUUUUGCAAAAUGCAAGCCGAUUCGAGCACCACCACCACAACAACGACCACCAAGACCAAGAAACUGAGCAGUGGGACGGGAGGCAACAUGAUCAGUUCGGUGGCGGUGACCAGUGCCAUUAAGACUACUACGACGACACGGAAGCCAGCAGGUUCUGGAACCAGUCCCAAAUCCCCCAAAUCCCAGGCAUCAUCGAGUGCAUCUUUAGCCGCUAACGAUUCCAAUGCAGAGAUUGCCGAGCUGACCAAGAAGAUCAACGAGCAUGCCGAUGCUAUUUAUCACACGUGGAAGAGCCAGGGCAUCCCGCCACCGGAACUCCUGCAGAUGUACACAAAUGCUGCCGCCUCCGGUGAUCUUUCGGAUGUGGCCUCACCUACCGCCGACGCCGAGGGUCUCCAGAAGAUCGUCACCAGCUUCGUCAACAAGGACAAGGAGCAGCGUGGCAAAACCAACAGCCUAAAGAAAUCCGACAUCACUUCCAAUGGCAAAGUAAAGGUUAAGCCCGUAGUGACAAGCUUUAAUCCUGUGCCGGAUCAGGCAUUGCAAUCACCAAAAAAAGUAGCCUCCAUCUCCGUCACCAAGCCCCUGCCCGAUGUUAAUCUCAAUUAUGACAUCAGUCUGGAUCUGGAUGUGAACAAUCUAUCCUCGCAGCAAACACAAAAUCUGCUCAAAAUCAGCGAGCUCAUACAGCAGCAGAAGGAUACUCCCAGCACAGUGGGCAAAAAGCGACAGAACAGCAAGGCCAAUACCAACAGCAACGUAAGCAAUUCAGUUGGCAGCAACAAGUUAACAGCCUCUGAGCAACCCACCAAAAAACAGAGCAAGGCCAGCACUAGCAGCAGUAGCAGCAGCAGGAACGGAUCAAUUGCUGUUAGUUUAGAUGUCGUUGAUAGUCCAUCGGCGGCGAGAAUGGCUAACAGUGUGGCAUUGAGUGAUAAGGGCGGCGAGCCAGCGGCCACAAAUCGCACAAAGUCGAGCAAAACCAAAGAAAAUAGCGUCGAUUCGACGAAGCCGGCCACCAAAGAAAAGCCCACAGCGGUAGCAACUGCCACCACCGCACGGAAAUCAACAAGUCGCAUCGCCACUGAUAACACCGGCAACAUAGCGGCAGCAGCAGCAUCGACAUCAGCAACAUCGGCGACACCAGCAGCAACAGCAACAUCUAUGGAUGCAACGCCAGCAACAUCGGUCAGCACAACGAUGCCAACGUUGAAUAAAGUCAAACCGACCAGCGGGGCGCGGGCGGCCCUCACCAAUGGCCAGGAUAAAAUGAAUCUCCUCACCCGCGGCUCCGUGGCCGAGCGCGUUCUCAUGUUCGAGAAGUGUCCGGAUGUGCGGCACGCCUUCCUCAACAUCAAACGCCCCCAGACGGACACUCCGCCCAAGAGUCUCAUAAAGGUCAAGCUGCAUGCCACACCGCCCCCGCCGCCCCAGGAGCAGAAUCUGCUGCAGAAGGAAAUACGUUCCACGAAGAGCGUUUACAUACCCAGAUUCUACUUUCCACAUGGCAAGCCACAGCCCAAUAUCGCCAUGGAGCGGGUGGUGCGGGGCAUUCUCUCCGCCUUCGACAGCUUUCCCAACAACCAGGUAACCAAGGACGAGCUACCUCGCAUCUUGAAGAUCUGCGGCCUGCCCUUUUACUGGCGCAUGCCGGUGAUGGUCUUCUGCCAGUCGGCCAGCACGGGUCUUGUCGAGCGCCAGCGGUUCGUCGAGUUCUGGAAACAGAUGAAUGUUUAUUGCCAUGAAGCGGCCUCGAGAUUCGUGUACAUUCUCUCGCGAGGCCAGCGAUUCCGUUCAUACAUCGUGCCAGAGGACCUGGUGCCAAUGGUGCAGGAUGUGGUUGACACACACCCCGGCCUGGCCUUUCUCAAGGAAGCCACCGAGUUCCAUUCCAGAUACGUGCACACAGUCAUCGCGCGCAUUUUCUAUUCGGUGAACCGCAGUUGGAGCGGCAAGAUCACAAUAGCCGAACUGAAACGGUCCGAUCUGCUGGAGAUGAUUAGUUUGCUGGAGGAGGAGGAGGACAUCAAUCAGAUAAUGGCCUUCUUCAGCUAUGAGCACUUCUACGUGAUCUACUGCAAAUUCUGGGAGCUAGACAAGGAUCAUGACCUAUUGGUGAACCAGGAAGAUCUGGCAAAGCACAGUGACCAUGCCUUGUCGUCGCGUAUUGUGGAGCGGAUCUUCUCGGGAUGUGUGACGCGCAGCGAUAACAAAAAGGCUCCCGAGGAUGAGGCUAAGAUGUCCUAUACGGACUUUGUGUGGUUUAUCCUUUCGGAGGAGGACAAACGGACGCCGACGGCCAUUGAGUACUGGUUUCGAUGUAUGGACGUCGAUGGAGAUGGUGUGCUGUCCAUGUACGAACUGGAGUACUUUUACGAGGAACAGCAACAGCGAAUGGAGGGAAUCGGCAUCGAGUGUCUCCCGUUUGAGGACUGCCUGUGUCAGAUGCUGGAUAUGAUAAAGCCAGCGAAUCGCGACUGCAUCACACUGGGAGAUCUGAAGCGUUGCAAGAUGACGCACGUCUUUUUCGAUACCUUCUUCAAUCUGGAGAAGUAUCUGGAUCACGAACAACGAGAUCCCUUUGCCUCUCAACGUGACGAAUAUACCUCCGAUUGGGAUCGCUUUGCCGCACAGGAAUACGAGCUGCUCAUAUCGGAGGAGAACGAUUGAAGGUCGCCAAAAGAUAUUUAUUAACUUACAAAUUUUUAUACAAAUUUAUACACUACGAAAUGAAAAUGAAACAGAAAAACAAACAAAAAGAAGGAACUACUAUUAGUCCAUAUGUGCAAUAAAUUCAAAUUAUUUAU